UUUCUUUCUUUCCGGUGCAGAUAGUGAUCUAUGUCUGGAUUCUCUCUGUCUCCCUUCAGGUGAUGGGAUGGUGAGUCAGAAUGAGGAGGAGAAAUCCCAUCAGAAAGAUGCUGAGCAAGGAGAACCACAUGGAACUUUAUCAGGAAGAUCCAAAGGGAAUGUUUCCGGGAGUUGUACACUCUCAGAAAAUACAAAAGCCUGUGAAACUCAGCAGAGGCCAGAGGGAAAGUUUAGUAUCCUCUCAGACCCUGUAACAAGCGACAGAAUCAACUUGGAAGAGACACGCUUCACAUGCCAUGAAUGUGGGAAAAGCUUUAGUCAGAGCUCUGCCCUUUUCAGACAUCAGAGAAUCCACACAGGUGAGAAACCUUAUGAAUGCUCUGAGUGUGGGAAAUGCUUCACUGAUAGUUCAGCCCUCAUCUCACAUCAGCGAAUCCAUCCAGGAGAAGCGCCCCACACAUGCUCAGAGUGCAGGAAAAUCUUUAGUCGGAACUUUACCCUGAACACACGUUGUAGAUCCACACAGGAGAGAAGCCCUGCACAGGCGCUGAGUGCGGGAAAAGCUGCAAUUGGCUCUCAAACCUUAUCAGACAUAGAAAAAUCCACAUGAGUGACAAACCCUAUGGAUGCUCUGUGAGUGAGAAAUGGUACUUCAGUCAUUCAGGCCUCAUCUUAUGUCAUAGAAUCAACACAGGAGAAAGGCCCCCACACAUGCUCUGAGUGCAGGAAAAGCUUCAAUCAGCGCUCAAGCUUCAUUAGACAUCAGAAAAUCCACAUGAGAUAGAAUUGUAAUAAAUCCCGUGACUAGGCUUAGCCAAAAUAUCUUUUAAAAAAAUUGCAUUUGCUAAUUCCCACAUAGUGAUUUUUGUACCAUCUUCACUGUGGUCUCUCAGCUCCAUUAGAUAAGUUGCCUUCUUCUGCCUUUUGCAGCUCAUCCAUCUUUGGACUCAGUCUUAUGAUCUUUUCUAUCAAUUCCUUUCUUUUUGAG
Gopherus evgoodei (Goodes thornscrub tortoise) is the source of this 988-nucleotide messenger RNA. Its product is annotated as zinc finger protein 391-like. Bases 68 to 610 code for a protein of 180 amino acids. Gene Ontology annotation, biological process: regulation of transcription by RNA polymerase II. The record is from RefSeq and is a predicted model, not a curated record. Gene Ontology annotation, molecular function: DNA-binding transcription factor activity, RNA polymerase II-specific; RNA polymerase II cis-regulatory region sequence-specific DNA binding. NCBI's taxonomy places the organism in Eukaryota, Metazoa, Chordata, Testudines, Testudinidae. The transcript is spliced from 2 exons.